This is a messenger RNA of Zingiber officinale, 2596 nucleotides long. Its product is annotated as ubiquitin C-terminal hydrolase 13-like. The transcript is spliced from 22 exons. NCBI's taxonomy places the organism in Eukaryota, Viridiplantae, Streptophyta, Magnoliopsida, Zingiberales, Zingiberaceae. The coding region runs from base 161 to 2155 and encodes 664 amino acids. The record is from RefSeq and is a predicted model, not a curated record.
UGCGGAUGGAAUUUUUGUUGGCCAAUACAUCAUAAACACUUGUGAUAGUGUGCUUGUUCACAGUGGUGGAGUGCAUGGUGGUCACUACUAUGCUUUUAUUAGACCAGAUCUUUCUGAACAAUGGUUUAAAUUUGAUGAUGAGCGGGUGACAAAGGAAGACAUGAAGAGGGCGAUAGAGGAACAAUAUGGUGGUGAAGAGGAGGUAAUUAUUGUCACUAUUAUGAGCCCUUCUUUUCUCGGUUUCAUUUAUCAAUUUCUUUAUUUAACUCUAUUUCAUUUUCAGUUACCACAGAUGAAUCCUGGCUUCAAUAACACUCCUUUCAAGUUUACAAAGUAUUCAAAUGCAUACAUGCUUGUAUAUAUCCGUGAUAGUGAUAAAGACAAAAUAAUGUGUAAUGCAGAUGAGAAGGACAUAGAAGAACACCUUAGGAUAAGGUUGAAGAGAGAACAAGAAGAAAAAGAACAACAGAAGAAAGAGAAAGCAGAGGCUCAUCUGUAUACUAUUAUCAAGGUGGCACGAGACAAGGACAUGAAAAAGCAAAUAGGAAGGGAUAUUUUCUUCGACUUGGUUGAUCAUGACAAAGUUCAUAGCUUCCGCAUUCAGAAACAGUUGCCCUUCAGUGUUUUCAAGGGGGAGGUUGCCAAACAAUUUGGUGUACCUGUUCACUUUCUGCGAUUUUGGUUGUGGGCUAAACGACAGAACAACACAUACCGCCCAAACAGGCCUUUAAGUACUCAAGAAGAAGCACAAUCUGUUGGGCAGUUGAGGGAGGUAUCUAAUAAAAUACAGAAUGCUGAGCUUAAGCUAUUCCUAGAAGUAGAACUUGGACUGGAUUUACACCCUUGUCCUCUACCGGAUAAAACGAAGGAAGACAUAUUGCUUUUCUUUAAGCUUUAUGACCCUGAGAAGGAAGAGCUUAGAUAUGUUGGAAGAUUGUUUGUGAAGGUGCUUGGAAAACCUGCAGAUAUACUGUCAAAACUGAAUGAAAUGGCUGGCUUUUCACCAAGUGUCCAAAUUCAGCUUUACGAGGAAAUAAAAUUUGAGCCAAAUGUGAUGUGCGAAUGUGUUGACACUAAUGUUCCUUUCGAUUCUAGCCAGCUGGAAGAUGGUGAUAUUAUAUGUUAUCAGAAAUCGUUUCCAUUGGGAAGCAAUGAUCAAAUCCGUUAUCCUGAUGUUCCAUCUUUUUUGGAAUAUGUACGUAAUCGACAGGUGGUUCAUUUUCGAUUGUUAGAGAAGCCAACAGAAGAACAUUUUAGCAUAGAGUUGUCAAAGCUUGAUUCAUAUGAUACUGUUGUAGAAAAAGUAGCAUACCAAAUUGGUCUGGAUGAUCCAUCAAAAAUCCGACUUACACUGCAUAACUGCUACUCUCAGCAGCCUAAACCUCAACCCAUCAAAUUUAGAGGGGUGGAUCAUCUGUCUGACAUGCUUGUCCAUUUGUCCCUGAGUUCUGAUAUACUGUACUAUGAAGUACUUGACAUACCAUUACCUGAACUGCAAGGUUUAAAAACUCUGAAAGUUGCAUUUCAUCAUGCCACUAAGGAUGAGGUUGCAAUUCAUAGCAUAAGGUUGCCAAAAAAUAGUAUUGUUGCUGAUGUAAUCAAUGAUCUAAAGACAAAGGUUGAUCUUUCACAUCCUAAUGCUGAUCUUCGAUUGAUUGAGGUUUUUUAUCACAAGAUAUACAAGAUUUUUCCUCCUGAUGAGAAAAUAGAGAACAUAAAUGAUCAGUAUUGGACAUUGCGUGUAGAGGAAAUUCCAGAGGAAGAGAAGAACCUUGGUCCCCAAGAUCGAUUAAUUCAUGUAUACCAUUUCAUGAAAGAUUCAAUUCAGAAUCAGAUGAUUCAGAACUUUGGGGAACCCUUUUUCAUGGUUAUUCGUGAAGAUGAAACUCUAGCUGAAGUGAAAGUACGUAUUCAAAAGAAACUUCAAAUUCUAGAUGAAGAAUUCUCUAAGUGGAAGUUUGCAUUUGUGUCUACGGGUCGUCCAGAUUACUUGCACGAUUCAGAUUUGAUCUCAGUGUGUUUUCAGAGAAGAGACGUUUAUGGAGCUUGGGAGCAGUACCUUGGUCUAGAACACUCAGACACUUAUUCAAAAAAGGCAUAUUCAGCAAAUCAGAAUCGUCAUACUUUUGAUAAACCAGUAAGAAUCUACAACUAAGGUCUCUGGGUUGCAAUCUUCUUCUAACUCAAAGAAUGUCAAUGCCGAAGUUAUAGCAUGAGAGGCCGUUGAGAUCCUUGAUCUGAAGGCAGCACACUACCUGCCUGCUUGACAGCACUCUCAGCCAGGUUUGAGGCAACCAUGAAACUGGAACUAUGCUUUCAUUAAUGAUCAUCUCUUUGGACUUUUUAUGUGCUCGUUUGCCAAGGUCACCAAUUUGGUUGCAAUUACUUGUUUUAUUGAAACAUGAUGCCUAAAGAAGAUUAGAAGAAAAUCUACAAAAAAUGCUGGUCCCUUCUUUUUUUAUUCUUGUCUCUGCUGUAAAGGGGGUGUAUAUAUCACUUUUAAAUGGUGGUUGGUGUUGAUAGUAAUGCGUGGUUAUGUAAAAAGAAUCGCUGUCCCUUUUUAAUGCCACAUUGUUCCUAAUAAUUUUUUUCCCCA